Messenger RNA from Aphidius gifuensis, 1334 nucleotides. RefSeq names its product enoyl-CoA delta isomerase 1, mitochondrial-like. The transcript is spliced from 5 exons. Bases 344 to 1183 code for a protein of 279 amino acids. Gene Ontology annotation, molecular function: enoyl-CoA hydratase activity. Gene Ontology annotation, cellular component: mitochondrion. The record is from RefSeq and is a predicted model, not a curated record. Gene Ontology annotation, biological process: fatty acid beta-oxidation. NCBI's taxonomy places the organism in Eukaryota, Metazoa, Arthropoda, Insecta, Hymenoptera, Braconidae.
AUCAUGCCAUGAAAUGAUUCAUCAAUAUUUGGGCUGUUUGUUUUGAUUUUAAUGAAAAAUAAAUAAUUCAAAUUGAAAAAUAUAAUUGGAUUGUUGUGGAUUGUUGUUUUAAAUAUAUAAAUAAAUUUUAAUUUGCUCGGGGCAUUAAAUUUAUUGAUGACGUUACUUAAACUUGUCAACAACAAAAUAAAUUUUUCGUAAAUACUCGGUUGUUAUCGGAAUAAUAAAAAAAUUGGAAAAAAAUACACCUGACACACUUCAAGUUGAAAGUCCAGUUUGAAAGUCCAGGUUCGAAUUUAAACUUCAAAGUUCAAGAGUUAAUAAUUAUUUAGUGUUACUAAAAAUGAUGUUGUCAAGGGUUAAAUUAACAGGAUUUAAAAAUUUAUUGAGACAAUACUCAUCAUCCAGCAAGGAACUUGUUAGUAUAACAAAAAACGAUGCUACAGGUACAAGUAUCAUCUCCAUGAAUAGAUCACCAGUUAAUGGUUUGAGUCUUGAAAUGAUAACUGCCUUAAAAAAAUCAUUUGAAACUGUUGAAAAUGAUGGAAGCAAAGGUGCUAUUUUAACAUCAUCAUUACCAACAAUAUUUUCUGGUGGCAUUGACAUUAUGGAAUUAUACAAACCUGAUAUUAAAAGAGCUACUGAUUUUUGGACAACAUUACAAGACACCUGGUCAACACUUUAUGGACUUAAAAUACCAAUUGCAGCUGCAAUAAAUGGUGCUAGUCCAGCUGGUGGAUGUUUACUUGCUAUAUCCUGUGAAUAUCGUGUUUUUGUUGAAGGUAAACAUACAAUUGGAUUGAAUGAAACAAAAUUAGGAAUCGUUGCACCAAAAUGGUUUACUGAUCCUUGUAUUUUAACAAUUGGAUAUCGUCAAGCUGAAGUGGCACUUUUAAAAGGUGAAUUAUUUCCACCAGAAAAAGCUUUAGAAAUUGGUCUUGUUGAUGAAUUGGCAACUAGCAAAGAUGAUGCCAUUGAUAAAUGUCAAAAAUACAUCAAUUCUUAUGCUAAAAUACCAGCUGGUGCAAGAAUUAAAACAAAGCUUGAUUUACGUGGUGAACAGCUACAGUGGCUUAUUAAAAAUCGUGAAGCUGAUACUCAAGAUUUUCUUUAUUAUAUUCGUCAGCCAAAAGUCCAGGCUGGACUUGAAUUAUACUUGCAGUCAUUAAAAAAACAAAAAUAAGAUUUUUAACUUUUAAAAUAUCUAUAUAGAUACUUGAUAUAUUUUUUUUUAAUUUGGUUAAAAUUGUCAAUUAAUUUUCAUAUAUAUUUUAUAAAAAUUAUAUAUACUCAAUAUUGUUUAUAAAUUAUUAAAUUUUAAAUUCUUAAAAAAA